This is a messenger RNA of Micropterus salmoides (largemouth bass), 2941 nucleotides long. Its product is annotated as vesicular inhibitory amino acid transporter-like. Gene Ontology annotation, biological process: amino acid transmembrane transport. The coding region runs from base 291 to 2357 and encodes 688 amino acids. NCBI's taxonomy places the organism in Eukaryota, Metazoa, Chordata, Actinopteri, Centrarchiformes, Centrarchidae. The transcript has 8 exons. The record is from RefSeq and is a predicted model, not a curated record. Gene Ontology annotation, molecular function: amino acid transmembrane transporter activity. Gene Ontology annotation, cellular component: vacuolar membrane.
CACACACACACACACACUUCAUCCCUGAGUGUACUGAUCUACUGUGCAGGCCAUUGUGGCUGUUUACUUCUUCACUGUCGAAAACUCUGGUAUAUUAAAAUGUUACAGCUCACCAACUUGCCACUCACUUCAUACACCUGUGCAGUUGUGUGUAGUUAUGCAAGUGCGCUUGUGCAAUUGUGUGUGUGGGGGGGGUGUUGGUGUUUGUACACAGUUUCUUUAUGGGCAGACAAUGUGAGUAAUGUGUGUCUGUGUGUGUUUGGGUGAGAAUUUAUGUGAGUAUAGAAUUGAUGUGUCCAGUGUCAGUCAAGCUCCCCCAGACCCUUAGACCUCCAAAGGCAGGGAGGCUGACUCUACAGGCGGUGAGGCUGAAGAUGGACUCUCUUCCCAGGGCUCGUAGCUUGGGGCAGCCCUGGAGUGCAGCUGGUUCUCUGUGGGGCUGGGCCGUGUCAAGGCUACACCUGGACUGGACAACAAGGUUCUUUCAGCAGGAUGAAGAGAUGGUGAUUCUGACCCACAGUGACGAGUUGAACCGAACCUAUUGUGAGGACACCAGAUUGCCUUUUGACAACAUCACAAACAAAAACAAGACAAGCGGCGAUGACACCAGAAGAGACAGAACAUCAUUUAGAAGAAACAGCCUGUCUCUGACUGAACAAGAUAAUCCCACUGUGAGGGAGAGACCAGCUCCUAAUCUGACGGGAUCCACCACCACCUUACAGCAGGCGAGUCCAGCUUUCAAAGAAACCAGAGCUACUGUAAUCUCCACUGGGCCCAGUGCCAUCACCAUGACCUCAGCGGUUUCCACUGCAGACUCACCUUGGUUAAAAAAUACAAGGAGUUAUGGCAAAUGGAAAACAUCAUCUAAGAUACAAGCUGACAAGGAUCUGAGUUUUAACCAGAACCAGGGUAACAAGAAAAGAUCCCACGGGUUGGCUGCCCUGCUUAGAGGGAAUGUGCAAAAACAAAGACUUGCUGAAGAUGGAGAGGAGAAAAUGGAAGGAGAGGAAAUUGUGGAGGGGGAUUCUCAGCUCUGUACCAGCCUUGAAGAAGAGAGAACAGGGAUGAGUUUGGCCAGUCCAGUUCAGUGCCCCAGUACCGCCACCACAGGUCUGAAUCCUACUGCCACCAUCACCGCCUGGGAGGCUGGCUGGAAUGUCACAAAUGCUAUACAGGGUAUCUUUGUGUUGGGUUUACCCUUUGCUCUGGUCCAGUCAGGUUAUGUGGGUCUUGUUCUGCUGGUUCUGUCAGCCUGGGUCUGCAACCACACAGGGAGGAUCCUGGUGACCUGUCUAUAUGAAGAGGAUCAAAGCGGAGGGUCGGUGUCAAAGGUCAGAGUCCGACACAGCUACCAGGACAUAGUGAAGGUCUGCUGCAAAGGACUGUGGCCCAACUGUCCUGGACUGGGGGGGUGCAUGGUUAAUGGAGCUCAGAUCAUUGAGCUGUUGAUGACCUGUACCCUGUAUCUGGUUGUCUCCACCAAUCUGUUGUCUGACAGUCUAUCAGGGAUGGCUGUUCCUAGAUCAGUGUGUUCUCUGGCGUCUCUGAUGUUCCUGCUGCCCUGCCUGCUGCUGACUGAUCUCAGACCAGUCUCUACCCUCAGCCUGCUGUGCUCCCUGGCUCACAUACUGAUCAGCCUGUUGGUCAUGCUGUACUGUCUGAGUCGGUCCAGCAGCUGGUCCUGGUCCUCCCUGUCUCUGUCCGUGGACCCGGAGGACUUCCUCGUCUCUGUGGGAGUCAUCAUCUUCUCCUACACCUCGCAGAUCUUCCUCCCUCCUCUAGAGGGCAGUAUGGAGGACAGAGGGCAGUUUAAUGCCAUGCUGGCGUGGACUCAUGGUGCCGCCUGCAUCAUAAAAACCCUGUUUUCUUUACUGGCCGUGUUGACAUGGGGGGCAGAGACCAGUGAGGUCAUCACAGACAACCUGCCCUCUGACCUUCGACCUCUCGUCAACCUGUGCCUGCUGGCUAAAGCCCUGCUGUCCUACCCUCUGCCAUUCUACUCUGCUGCUGAAAUACUACAGACCUGUCUGCUUGGAGAUGCUGUUAUCUCAUCGUACUCCAAACACGGAGGUCAAGGUGUGCCUCGUCCGGCCCUGAUGGUCCGCGGCGCCUUGUUGAUGACAUCAUACCUACUGGCCCUGCUAGUCCCCAGGUUCUCUCUGUUGAUGGGUUUGACAGGCAGUGUUACCGGGGCGGCCAUGACACUCAUAUUGCCGUGCCUGUUUCACCUCAGACUGCAGUGGAGCCGCCUCACUGUGAGGGAGCGGCUGAUAGAUGUGUGUAUACUGAGUCUAGGGGUCAUCUGUAGUGUGUCUGGGGUGGUUUGCUCAGUGACAAGACUGGUGGAAGGACUCUAGGAGGGGUGGAUGAUGAAUUAAUGGAUGGAUGGAUGGAUGGUAAGGUAAGGUAGAUGUGUGGACACGUUAAGCAGGUCAUUCUGAAGAAAAGGACAGUUGCAAUCUCUCCUUUGUAAUAUUUUCUGCAUUAGAAUACUAUGUAAGUGCAUGAUUGGUCCUUCAAGCAGCAACAAUUUUAUAUUUACAAUGGAUCAAAUGGCUGACUGUAAUGUCAAAGGGGUCACUCAUAGUGACAAAUCCACAGAGAAUUAUCACCAACUCUGCACUUCCCCUCAGCUCUGCAUUUUAUCAUCUUUCAGCUCAUAGCUUUGGUUUUCCGGUCCACAACUUUACUGUUUUAAUUCUCUCACCAUUCUCAUCAGGAUUGUUUUUGGCCCCAGCAUGCAGCAGUUUUCAGCAGAAAAAAAAAAUAAUCCACUGUACACUACUUGCCCAACACCAAACAGCAAGACAGACAAAGUUAGCAAAGCGAAGCCCUUUAGAGGUCUGAGCACACAGGUGUCAUUUACACUUGGGACGCUGGGAACAUGUCCCCACCAUUUUUUGAAAUUGUUGAUUUUGUCCCCUCCACUUUUUGAAAGCAU